Haliotis rufescens (red abalone) is the source of this 5298-nucleotide messenger RNA. RefSeq names its product cohesin subunit SA-1-like. Gene Ontology annotation, cellular component: nucleus; cohesin complex; chromatin. The coding region runs from base 105 to 3947 and encodes 1280 amino acids. The transcript is spliced from 34 exons. Gene Ontology annotation, biological process: sister chromatid cohesion. Lineage: Eukaryota; Metazoa; Mollusca; Gastropoda; Lepetellida; Haliotidae. The record is from RefSeq and is a predicted model, not a curated record. Gene Ontology annotation, molecular function: chromatin binding.
GGGAAUCCCAUAGUCACGUGACCACGUUCGGGGCAGACGCGAGGCAUUCCCCGCCACUUUUGACAAGGAUAUUUUAGAAAAAGGAGACGUCACAGCCGUCCAGCAUGCCGGCAGCUCGCCAACGUAAACGUGUGGGAGGAGCAGGAGGAGGGAAGAAGAUACGGAUGACGGAUGAACCAGACUUGUCCGAGGUUCCCGACGUCCCCAGCGACAUUAUAAGUGAACCACCACCAGAGGUUGCUUUUGGUGUGGCUGAGCCAGAAACUACAGACCCCUUUGAAGAGCCACCGGCGAAACCUCCACCCAAGAGAAAGAGAAAUCAGAAGAAAGAUGAUUCUGGUAAGAAGAAGAAAGGAGAUGGAGCAGGUCCUCGGCGCGGCAAAAUUGAUGACGAUUUACUGGAAGGGAGUCUGUUUGAUGUGGUCCGGGCAGGCAAGGCAUCCCUACAGGCUGUGGUGGAUGACUGGAUCGAGUCCUACAAGGCAGAUAGAGAUGCAGCUCUUCUUGAGCUUAUCCAGUUCUUCAUCCAGUGCUCCGGAUGUAAGGGAAAGAUAACUCCGUAUAUGUACGCAAACAUGGAACAUGCAGAGAUCAUCAGAAAAAUGACAGAAGAGUUUGAUGAAGACAGCGGCGAUUACCCUCUCAUCAUGAGUGGGCCACAGUGGAAGAAGUUCAAGCAAAACUUUAACGAGUUUGUGCAGGUGUUGGUGCGUCAAUGUCAGUACAGCAUCAUCUACGACCAGUACAUGAUGGACAACGUCAUCUCCCUGCUCACCGGACUCACUGACUCCCAGGUCCGAGCCUUCCGACACACCAGCACACUAGCAGCCAUGAAGCUGAUGACGGCGCUGGUGGAUGUCGCACUCAAUCUCAGCAUCAACCUGGACAACACACAGAGACAGUAUGAGUCUGAGCGGGCCAAGCAACAGUCUAAGAGAGCCACUGACAGGCUAGAUCUACUCAUGACUAAAAGACAAGAGCUGGAGGAGAACCAGGCUGAAAUCAGGAACAUGUUGACGUACAUCUUCAAGGGUGUGUUUGUUCACAGAUACAGAGACACCCAGCCAGAGAUCAGAUCCAUCUGCAUGAUGGAGAUCGGCGUGUGGAUGAAGAAAUACCCCUUCAUGUUCCUCGACGACAGCUAUCUCAAAUACGUCGGCUGGCUGCUGUAUGACAAGGUUGGUGAUGUGCGAUCGUGGUGCCUGAAGACCUUGUCUCCACUCUAUGAUUCCUAUGAUCUCUCUGGAAAACUGGAACUUUUCACCAACAGAUUCAAGGACCGCAUUGUUGAGAUGACUCUGGACAAGGAGUACGAUGUUGCUGUGCAGGCUGUCAAACUGGUGGUCAGCAUCCUCAGGUACAGCGAUAAUGUAUUGUCGGACAAGGACAGCGAGAAUGUGUACGAGUUGGUUUACUCAUCUCACCGCCAGGUGGCGCAGGCAGCCGGCGACUUCCUCAACACCAAGCUCUUCAAGCGCGACGACGAAGCGACGAAGAAUCUCAAGUCAGCAAAGGGGAAGAAGCGGAGUCCCAACACCCCGCUCAUCAGAGACUUGGUGCUCUUCUUCAUUGAGAGUGAGCUCCACGAGCAUGCAGCCUACCUGGUGGACAGUCUGUGGGAGAUCAACGACAUGAUGAAGGACUGGGAGUGCAUGACAGAUCUGCUGCUGGAGGAGCCAGGCAGAGGAGAGGAAGCGCUGGAUGACAGACAGGAGACAAGCCUCAUCGAGAUCAUGGUGUGUUGUGUGAAGCAGGCAGCCACAGGAGAGUCUCCGGUGGGCAGAGGCCCCAACAGGAAGCUGACAGCCAAGGAAACCAAGCAGGUGAUGGAAGACAAGACGAAGCUGACAGAGCACUUCAUCGUCACUCUGCCGCAACUGCUGCUGAAGUACCUGAUGGACCCGGAGAAAGUGGCCAACCUCCUCCUCAUCCCCCAGUACUUCGACCUCGACAUCUACACAUCAAGUCGGCAAGAAAAGCAUUUGGAAUUGUUGUUGCGUUACCUUCAAGAAACAGUCGACAAACAUACAGAUACUGAGGUGCUGGAGGCGUGCGCCAAGUGCUUCGAGUUUUUCUGCAGUGACGAGUAUGCCGUAGCCGGCAAAUGUGAUGUGGCAAGAAAGACUGUUAUAGACGGUCUCACUGUGAAGUUCAGAGAAGCUUUGCAAGACUAUUUCACAGAGGGGGAGCAGCCAGAUGAUGAUGAAACCUUCGCCCUAGCGGCCAGCCUGAAGAGGAUGUAUGCGUUCAACAGUUGCCAUGAUCUGAGUAGCUGGGAUGUUUGGGAGGAUGUGUUCCACAUCGUCAAGACAGCCAACGAACAUGGAGGCAUGCCGGAAGAGAUCAUCUGUAGCGCGAUGUCGACAUGUUCCAUGUAUCUACUGUGGGGACAGCAGGCUCUUGAUGAAAGCAAUCCAGACAAGGAACUGAUGAAGUUGCUGAAGCGACGUUUGAACGAGCUGAUGAAGAACUGUCACGAUCUCAUGUUUCAUCAACUGUCCAAAGUCAAUGAGGAGGCGUAUGUGACAAUCUGUGACCUGCUCGUUGUGUUCAGCAAGCACCUGGGAGAAAACGCAGUAAUGAAACCACUCGUGUUCGAGCCGGACAAGAACAUGCAUCUCCAUCUGAGCAACUUCCUGUCCGAGAAAGUCUUUGUAGAGGACGAUGAUGACGAUGUUGAUGAGAAUGUGAAGAUUGAGGAGCUCCACAAGAGAAGGAAUUUCCUGGCCUGUUUCUGUAAGCUCAUCGUGUACAACAUCGUCUCCAUCAAAGUAGGCGCCGACAUGUUCAAGCACUACAUGAAGUUCUACAAUGAUUACGGAGACAUCAUCAAGGCCACGUUAAGCAAAGCCAGAGAAAUCAACAAGAUCACAACAGCCAAAACACUGGCCCUCAGUCUAACACAGCUUUUCAAAGAAUUACAAGUGGAGCAGGGUCAGAUUGAGAGGUCAUCGGAUGCGUUCCAGUCUAUAAAGGAACUGGCGAGAAGAUUUGCGUUGUCUUUUGGUCUGGAUCAAGUUAAAAACCGAGAAGCAGUUGCCGCCAUGCACAGGGAGGGGAUCAUCUUCAGUCUACUGAGCCAAGAGGGGCGGGACCCUGCCGACGCCCCUCACAACAUUGCCUUCCUUGAAGUCCUGUGUGAAUUCACCAACAAGCUGAUGAAACAGGACAAGAAAACAGUGGUUCAGUAUCUGGACAAACAGUUGCCGCAGGGCAUGCCGGUGAGCGGAAGCGAGGAAUGGCAGCCGCUGCUGACGUACAGAAACAGUCUGGUGCAGGGCGAGGGGGAAAUUAACCCCAUCACACUGAAGGAGGCCACAAAACGCCGCUACGGCAAGCGGAAACAAGAUGGUGGGUCCCAGCCGAAAGCUGACGAGAGUGGAUUUGAACCCCAGACCCCUGCCCCGAUGAGCGUACCCCCGUUGACCUCAACUGUCCAGAAGCGACGGAGAAUAGACGAGACUAUCUCAGAACAGGGAUCUGAGCAAGACUUUGUGGACGAUACUUCUGGUGCAGCAGCAAUGGGGAUGACGCAGUCACAGGUGUCGUGGCUCAACAGCCAGAAACAACAGCAGGAAAUGCAGCGGACGGCUGAGGUCACGUACAGCAGAGGUCAACACCAACAGGUGUCUGGAUACCCCCAGCAACACUCGGUGCCGUCAGAGAGUGAUCAGGCUAGCAACAUAUCGGAGUUUUCCAGCCCUGUUCCCACUCCCCAGACCCCACAGGGGUACUACCACCACCCUCAACAACAUCAACAGCAACAGCAGCUACAACAGCAACAUCCGCAGCAGCAGCAGCAGCAGCAGCAGCAGCAACACCCACAACAAGGUCAAUUUUAUGGCGGCGGCCUGCUUGGCGAGAACCAUUAUGUUGAUGAUGCUUCAGCCAGGCACCAUAUUGUCCACCCCCAGUCAUCGGAUGUCAACAGUCACCAGGGGUACUAAACAACUACGCCCCAUCAACACCCAGCACCUGAUUUACUAUGCCCCCUCGACAACCAGCACCUGAUCAACUACGCCCCCUCGACAACCAGCACCUGAUCAACUACGCCCCCUCGACAACCAGCACCUGAUCAACUACGCCCCCUCGACACCCAGUACCUGAUCUAGCGGAACUCUUCUACGUCCAGAUCGUGAGGUCUUAAUACCAUACAUUAUACAGCUACUCCCCCUCGACACCCAGCACCUGAUCAACUACGCCCCCUUGACACCCAGUACCUGAUCUAGCGGAACACUUCUACAUCCAGAUCGUGAGGUCUUAAUACCAUACAUUAUACAGCUACUCCCCCUCGACACCCAGCACCUGAUUAACUACGCCCCCUUGACACCCAGUACCUGAUCUAGCGGAACACUUCUACAUCCAGAUCGUGAGGUCUUAAUACCAUACAUUAUACAGCUACUCCCCCUCGACACCCAGCACCUGAUCUAGCGGAAUUCUUCUACAUCCAGAUCGUGAGGUCUUAAUGCCAUACAUUAUACAGCUAUGCCCCUUCAACACCCAGCACCUGAUCAAUAAUAUGAUUCACAGACAUUCAUGAAUGAGAUAUCAAAGAGACAUUAAGAAUAUUAACAAAGGAAAUUACGUAACCCUGAGUAAUUCGAACGAGCUAUGUCUUCAGACUGAAAUAGAAUAUACUUUAAUGCUAAAAAUCUUUGAUAUCUCAGACAUUAUACAUGAUUAUUUUUUUCUUGUGAGUGGCAUCAUCAGCCAUAACAACUCAUUUUAUGCUGCUAAAUCAUGCCAUUCCAUGUGCUGGUGUGUAAGUGGACAAACAAAUCAUGAAGUGAAAAACUGUUUAUCAUGAAUGUACAGAAGUAAUGUCGAACCCUGUUGCCUCGAACUCAGAUGUGUCUUAACUCACAGUCCGGUCCCGGCAAGACUCUUUCUAUAUUUAUAUAUAUAUAUAUAUUUAUAUUUAUUUAUAUUUAUAUAUAUUUCUAUAUUCAAUACAAAUAUUAACUCAAAGAUAUUGAAUCCCUGGUUGUCUCGAACUCAAUUAAUGUCCCAACACUUUAAAAGAUAUGUUACACCUUUUCAUUGUUAAGUCAUGAAAAUAAGUCAUAAGAUUGAUAAGUCAUCAUAAUAAUCCAGUGAUUUUAUCAAGAUGCACAUGGAUGUUUAAAUGUAGAUAUGACAAAUGCUUCUGUCUAUAUUUACAUAACAAGAGGGGACAGGGGUGGCCCAGUCGUCUAAGGCGCCACGAUUCGCUGUGCAGAGCUGCGUCCCUUGGGCACGCCACUAACCUAUGAUUGUGGGUUCGAAUCCCGGUUCGCCCCGGUUAUGUUUCUAGGUUUG